Molecule: messenger RNA, 1392 nt
Organism: Diaporthe citri
Lineage: Eukaryota; Fungi; Ascomycota; Sordariomycetes; Diaporthales; Diaporthaceae
Exons: 6
Coding region: 1-1392 (463 amino acids)
Source: RefSeq, a predicted model, not a curated record
AUGGCCGACAAUGCUACUUACCUCGCUGAAUACAAUGGCGGAGCCCUAGUGGGCACUGCCGUGUCUUUCUUGAUUUUGACCUUCUUCUCCGUCGGGUUACGCACAUAUGUCCGAGGCGUGUUGACAAACAGCUUCAUGGCCGACGACUGGCUCAUGCUGGCUGCUCAGGUCGUCUUCACCAUAUCGUGCACGUUUAUACUGCUCGGCGUCGACACAGGGCUAGGGAGGCACAACAAGGCAGUUCCGCAGAACCAGGAGAUACAAGCACUCAAGUGGCAGGCCCUAGCAACAGCGACAUAUGUCCUCAACAUGAUGUUCAUCAAGCUGUCGAUCGGCUUCUUCCUCCUGCGGCUGGCGGUGCAGAAGCGCUAUCUGUACACCAUCUACGGGACCAUGUUCGUUGUCUUGAUCUGGUCGCUGGCCUUGUGGUUCUGGGAUAUAUUCCAGUGCAGCCCCGUCCAGGCACAGUGGGACUACACCAUCCCGAACCUCAAAUGUGUGUCGGCGCAGGAGGUUGUCAAUGCGGCCUACGCAUUGUCCGUCAUGACCAUCGUCACGGACUGGCUGUUCGCGCUGCUGCCGAUACCGAUGAUCUGGCACGUCAAGAUGAGCCCGCAGGCCAAGGCUACGGUCGCAUCCAUUGCGACCCUGAUCAGGCUUAAGUUUCUCUCCGACCUAACGGACACGUCCGAUAUUCUGUUCGCCGGAACCGACGCGAUGGUCUGGACCCUCGUCGAACCGGGCGUGGCGAUAGUCGCGUCAAGUCUCGUCACCAUCCGACCGCUUCUCCGCAAAAUGCGCCUCAAGGGCUUCGAGUCCACGGAGCGGAGCCGUGGCCUGCAGUACACGGGCCAGAGCGGCAGCCUCGGCGCCACAGGGGGUUCCAGAGGGGGAGCCACCACCCGGUCGGGCCAGCGACGGGCGGGCGGGAUGCCAGGCUACGGGCGCGGCAGCAGCAUCAAGCUCACUGACUUGGAGCCCGGGUUCGGCGGCGGCGGCGGCGGUGGCAAGGGCGGCGGUGGCUACUGGUCUCAGGGGACGACGCUUACCUCCAGGACGUCAACGCACGCGGGCAGGAACGGCUGGGGUGUCGGGGUGGCGGUUACGGUGCGUGAGGACGACGAGGACACCGACAGGAUAUCGCCUGUAGUUGCGGGCGGCGGGCACGGGCAUGGGAGGAGCGGCGUGUCGACGCCCGAAAGCGACGUUUUUGUCAUUGAGGGCCCGGCGAGAACACAGCAACCCGGGCAGGCCGCGGGCGCGUGGAGGAGCGAGACGCCCACGAGCGCCGAGGAGUCGGAGCAUAGCCAGGGGCUGAGAUACCCUGGACACUACGGUGCUGGCCCUCGGAGGGUGUCGCCGCCUGACUUCCCCAUACAAAAUCCUCGAUAG